GUAAGCUGCGUGGCAAAGUUCUUCGCUGCUUAACCCUUUAAUCCGAUGAUCAGCCUUGCCUUAAUCAAAGACGAAGCUUCACGGAAGGUACCCUAGCCAAGUCUUGUGUGGGAUUCGGGUAUAAAAGGUAAAAAUUUUAGGGUUUAGUGGGGGCCUUUUGAGAUCUCAGAUCUGAGAUUUUUGCGGGGAGCAUUCUGGAGGAGAACAGCGGACUAAAAAAGGAGGUCUUCCCAGAGAAAAAAGAAAAAAAAGGAGAAAGAAAUCGAUUGAGAGUGAAAGUGAGUUUUUUUUGGAGUCAGCUAGUGACAUGUAAUCGAACAUCCAGAAGCUUGAAUUGGAAGAAGAUUUCAUCUGUAAUCCCACUUUCAGAUUGCAAUACAAAAAGGAUUCUCGUUCAAUUUCAGGCUGUGCCGAUCCAUAUGAGAAUUUUUUCAUGGGAUCUAUUCAUUUCAAAGAUGUUGCCCUGGUAUAUAUUCUGGUGUACGAGAAUAAAUCAACUAGUGGAACGCACUUGAGUGCUGAAGCUGUUACUCAUUAUGGAGAUGGACAGGAAUUCUUAGUGAACAUAGAAGAUGUUAUGCUUGGACUAGAAUUUUUAGUUGAAGUUUCUUGUAAUAGCUGAGUUUAACUCUUUAUAAUGGGCAAACUAACAACGGGACGAUACCGUGGAAGUGCCAGCCUUAGCCGACUGACCAGGCAGACGGAUUUUGCAUUGCAGAGCCGGCUGGUGGGAGUGCGGCGGCUGGUGGUGUCUAGUAGUUUUGUCCUGAUGGCUGAAUCCAACGUGAAGGCUCUGACGGCAGCACUGGGAAAGCAAUUAUCUUUGACAGCAGAGGAAGAUGUUGGGCUUGAUUUGGAUGAUGGAAACUGUCAUGAACCUGAGGAAGGAACCUCAAAGUGGUGCAUUGUCGGUACAGUCUUGACCCGGAAGCGCUAUAAUAUGGAAGCGAUGGAGUCCAAACUAGCUGGGGUUUGGCGACCGGUAAAGGCGGGUCCUUGGCGCUUUGCUGAUCACGUCAUGGUCCUGAAAGAGACUCAGGGGGGGACGCUGGUGUCCAAGGAUGAACUUUUUGAGGUCCCUUUCUGGAUCCAAAUUCAUGGUCUACCUCCAAGUCGGAUAACUGAAGCAACAGGUAGAAGAAUUGGUGUCGAGCUUGGGCAUCUCCUUGAGGUUGAUACAGGGGACGGUCAUGUAUGGGGUUUGGAUUUUAUUCGUGUGAGAGUCCUCAUUGACUCAAGGAAGCCUUUGUGUCGAGGCAUGAAGCUUUCUCUAAAAGGUGAUAUGCUCUGGGUUUCUUUUUGUUAUGAACGCCUUCCGCAUUUUUGCUAUUGCUGUGGCAUGCUGGACCAUGUUGAACGAGAAUGUGAGCUGGGUCUGGAAAUGGAACGUAUGGGAGUAAUAGAGCGUUCUUAUGAUGACAAGCUCUGGGUGGUAUCGAAGCCCCAAAGUGACAACCCAUCAAAGGCUAGAUCCUUGAAGAGGGAAGCUAGGGAACGGUGCCACCGGGGCCCACAUCCAUCACCUUCUUCGGGGCAAAUUAAAAGGAAGGAAAAGCAAUUCCAAACCAUUGUGGCUGAGGAACUCGAAGGUCUGAAGCGGGUAAAGGGCACUAAUGAUGUAGGGGACGCUGUAAUCUUAUUGGCGGGUAUUGCUAUGCAGGCCCGCCAGUCAUCAUGAGUCUCUUCUGUUUGAACUACCGAGGGCUUGGGAACCCUCGUGCAGUUCGAUGCCUCAUCGAAUUGGUGGGGUUAAAGCAACUUGCAGUAGUGUUCUUAUGUGAGACUCUAUUGGAUAAAAGGGGUAUGGAGAA
Rubroshorea leprosula is the source of this 1811-nucleotide messenger RNA. Lineage: Eukaryota; Viridiplantae; Streptophyta; Magnoliopsida; Malvales; Dipterocarpaceae. The record is from the annotation of a GenBank genome assembly.